This is a messenger RNA of Amorphotheca resinae ATCC 22711, 1645 nucleotides long. RefSeq lists its product as hypothetical. The transcript has 3 exons. Lineage: Eukaryota; Fungi; Ascomycota; Leotiomycetes; Helotiales; Amorphothecaceae. The record is from RefSeq and is a predicted model, not a curated record. Bases 1 to 1185 code for a protein of 394 amino acids.
AUGGCUCAUCGACAGACUGGAGGUUACAAGGAGGAGCCUGGUGUUGCGGUGCCGGGAGAUCACAGUUCUGCAUUGCGACGUGCGACUGUUAAUUUGUUUUUGCGUCGCGCAUUAUCUCGGCGAGUCCAUGCUGGUUCGCAAGUUGUUCAGCUUCACUCUGCGCGCGCCACCGCCCUACGCUGUAACCCUGCUCUAGUUAGGGCGCCGGGGACAGGCCGGGGAAGGGGGGUUUUCUUCGCAGGGGGUUGGUUCGGGAGGUGCGGCUUCGACACAUUCCAGAAGACGGCGAGCGUUGACAGGCUGCGCGGGCUGGACUCGACGGGCGGCGGUCGGGCGGGCACCUUUGCACAGGAUAGCAGGCUCAAGGGUUCAAGUGUCGGCUCAAGUGGGCUCGUUUCACAAUGGACCGGGCUAUGUACAUGGGUGGCCAAGGGGUCUUCAGCUUGCUGCCCAAUCCCACGCGGCGCGCACUACUCGGCCAAGGGUGGCGCUGGAUCCUGCACCGUCCCCAGCCCGGCCUAUGAUCCGCUGAGGGACCGCGAUCCCCCGAACGUGAUUCAUCGUUUUUUUGCGAGCUUGUUUUGUUCUCUAAAUUUCGUGCUUUUAUUUUUGGCUCGCUCCUGUUUGCAGGAGAAUUACCAGCCAAUCACGGCCCUCGCCGCUGGUGCGCGUCGGUCUAUCACUCGCUCGGGAGAAGCCUCCGCGCAAGACGGCCUCGACACCUGCGUAUCCAGGGGCCCGGUUGGAAGCCGCGCCCGUCCUUCAGCAGGGAGCGGGUUGGUGGCGGUGUGCCAAGGACUCAACGCCGCAAAGACGGGGGCCCUCGACAGGGGAUCUUCAGAGGCAGGCCAGGGUUCCAAGGGUUCCUAUGGCUCCCAUGGGCCGCGCUGCCUCCCCCCUCUCGCUCCUAGCAAUUUGACACACGGCCCUAGUGCACCCCGUUGCUGCAGCCAGAGUCACCUUUUCAGGCUCUCGCCGCUCCCAGCUUCCCUCACUGGCCUCCCGCCCACACACCGCUGGGGCCCGAGCAUUCCUGACGCAUAUCACACUCUACCCUAUCACCCCACCACCCCUGGCCUGCCCAUCUGCAUCCUUGCUUUUGCCUGGCGAGUAUAUUUCAAUGGGCAGCCUCCCCUGCCCCAUGGUCCGCGACCUCAUCCACUUCCACCGCAAGGCCCCUCUUGACCCUGUCACGUUUCUCCCAUGCGCUGUCGUCAGACUGUGUAACGUCCUUUCUGGUCAUAUCAGGCUUUUGCAUUACCUUAUCCUCUUGAUACCCAUACCUAUACUGCUUUCCUACCUCCUCCCAAUCGCAUACCUUGUCCUCGUCGUCAUCUCAUCGGCUCCUGUUUCUUCGAUCAAUCUCCGGUCCGUGUUUUAUCUUGCUAUUCCCCGUCUUCCUUCGGGCCGUACCCCCCAGAGCGCCCUCCUGAUUCUCGCCGCUACCCUCAUAUAGUUGAUUGAGGGAGUUCUUCGCGCGGUCACGGAGUUUCCGAUCUUGCUUGGUCGCUUGUACCUGGUCAAUAGCUUGAAGAUUUGGUAAUAGAGCAAGGCAUCUGUUAUACAGAGGUAGACCCACGUCCUCCCAUCCCAGCAGCAGCAGGAAACGGUUUAUUUUCUUUUCUUCUGUCGCGGCGCGCUAUUG